Molecule: messenger RNA, 2378 nt
Organism: Esox lucius (northern pike)
Lineage: Eukaryota; Metazoa; Chordata; Actinopteri; Esociformes; Esocidae
Gene: fam219b
Product: family with sequence similarity 219 member B
Exons: 6
Coding region: 392-952 (186 amino acids)
Source: RefSeq, a predicted model, not a curated record
AUAGUAGACCUGACCUGUUGUCCAGAGUUAAGUAGACUGAUCUAAGCUCUGUAGACUGAUACAAGCUUUAUUACCCUUUUUGCACUGGUGCAGAAUUUAGACUUGGGAUGUCGUUAGCUAACGGAUUUGCUCGUUUAAUUUCUACUGCAAUUGCUGUAAGGUUGGAUAUUUCCCAAUUACGUUAGGGUGAUCAUUUCAUGAGUUUUUCCAACCUUUUCCAGUUGGUGGCAGCAAUACACAUUUUGGCAUCUGGUCUCGAAAUAAACCCACAACAGAAGAAGAAUGCUCUCCAGCAGGCUAUCAGCAAAAACAAUAUCAUUUAAUGGAUGGUUAUUAAAAUAGAACUAAACAUGACUGUAAUAUGGUGUAAAGCGUGACCGUUCCCACCGUCAUGAACGACAUUAUGGAGGAAAGGGACACUCUCCUCGCUGCUGUCCCCGAGUCCCAAGAUUUAACGCUGGGUCAUCCUGGCAUCAACAGCAGCACAAGACCAAAGGCUACACAUGUGGGCAUCAGACCUGUGGAGAAGAGAGGACCCUAUAUCAUGUCUAAAGCCCCAGCCAUUCACAUGAAACUACAAAAACACAGGGAGAUGGCCCGUAAAGCACUGAAGAAAAAAGGCCUUACUUUGGGAGGUCCAGUGUUGCAACAGCCCAGACAAGGAGGCAAGAGGACCAUCAAGUUCAACAAAGGUUAUGCUGCUUUGAGUCAGCAUGCUGAAGAUACCCUUGUAGCAUUGGAAUCAGACAGUGAUGAUGAGUUGGAUGUGGAGCAAUAUUCCUCAGGAUACUCUUCAGCUGAGGUGCACCCAGACCUGAGCAAGCAGCUCCUACAGGACGGAUACCGGCUGGAUGAGAUCCCUGAUGACGAAGACCUGGACCUCAUUCCCCCUAAAGCCAUGGGCUCCUCCGUCUGCUGCUGUGCUGAAGCCCCGUCGUGCUCUAUGCAGUGAGGAGAGACCCGGCUCGGCCUUCCGCUCUCUUUAAAGACUGUUACCCAGACACCUCAGCCACUGUCUCAGCCAAGCGAGGCCUGCUGCCCAUAACUACCGCAGCAUGAAUCCCUCCUAACACUCAGAACUGCUAACACAUGUUUACACAGUGCUUUCCAUCCCCUAACUAACCAACCUUAAAUCUGGGUUAAAGUUUCUGUCAAAACAGGACUGUCACCGUUGAAGGUUGACCUGUGUAUUGUUUUGGACCUAAAUGAAGUGCUAACCCUGUUGCCACUCUGAAUAGACAGGUCAGGGUGAUUCAUGUUUAGACAUGCACUGCAGUCUUACAUCUAAUGGGCAAGGUGACUGCCUUAAUGUCCAGAUUGACAUACCAGGUGUCACUCCCAGAUCGGUUUUGACAUUGAGGAUUUAUAUGCGUUGUAGUAUGCAUACAGAAAAUGUCCCUGAGUGGUUUGAGGCUUUUCUUUUUUGCAGGCUUUUCUUGCUGUAUUUCUUUUCAAAGUGGGACCUAUGAAAACAAACCAAAACGUGAACAUUCCCUAACUAUAAAUGUAUUGAUUGGCAUUGUUACACAUCUAAAAUGUCCCUGUUUCAGUGUUGUGAGUCAGUGGCAUGAAUCCUAGGAUACAAUGUCAGAUCCCUGUCUGUGGCUUUGUUACUAACUACAUGAUUGACUUGAUUAUGAAUUCAUGCUUUAAAUGAUAGUAUAUGGAUACUAGCACUUAACUCUAAUAGCAGGCCUGCCUUUCAAUAAUUUGUCCACAGACCCUGAAGUAUUUGAUGUAAAAAUGUUACAAAAUGGCACUGUUAUUACUGUACGGUGGUCAAUCUAGUCCUGGUUGUGAAGGUUGAAAAUUACAGCUGAUGUCACUGAGGUUAACCGCUACUUAAAGGGCAAUGAUGUACACAACAAUAUAACUCCCUACUGUAAAGUAGAUGCUCAGCAAUUUUUUUUUAUUUUCCUCAGCCUCAUAAUACUGUUUCUUAAAAUUUCAAAAUGAGCAGUGCUUUGCAAGUACACUAAAUAAUUUUGAAGAAAACCUGCCUGUCUGACAGGUGUCACGAGUGUGAUUAUUCCUCCCUCAAGAGCCCUUGUGUGGCUAAUAUAAGAAGUGUGUUUGUGUUUGCUAACCACUGUUUAUUUUUGCAGUUUGGAAGAUGUGCGUGACAGUUGGAGUUCUUGACCUGUGUAGAUAGAUGUACAUAAAUAUUGCACUUCAUACCACCAGGUGCAGUCAGUAGCCAGUAUAAUGCACUAUUCUGUACUAUGCAACUAAUGGGACAAUCUGCUUCAGGAUUCUAGUUACAACAAUGUAUCAAGUGUUACUGGGUGCUAAAUGCAAUAUAGGUGAAAGGAGUCUUUGUAUUUGAUUAGAAUUGUACUUUUGCAUUUCAAUAAUAUUCAUAAAUAUAUACAUCCUUU